UUGUAGCUGUACAUAGAUAUGCGUGGCUAAACUAAAUCUUAUUCUUCCACACAGCUUAGUAAAUGUAGAUCGAUCUACACUUAUGAUCUGAUGGACAAGAGUUUGACAUCAUUCACUUUCUUUUUUAUGAUAGGGUCAUUCAUCAUAGCUGUAAAAGCUCAGCUCACAGUACAGCCAGUGUCAGUGGAGAGAGCUGAGGGACUGGAGGCAGUGUUCAGGUGUCGGUAUCAAGUGGAGGGAUUGGCUGUUUUUUAUGACUGGGCAAUAAACAAUUCUGUAGUCGAAGCAGAUACAGCAACUGUUCGAGCACGUCCACCUUCAUCUCCUGGUAGACCAUCAAGACUGACAAUCUUGGCCACUCCACAGCACAACAACUCUGUUGUUCAGUGUCGGGCUCUGAUCAGAAAUGGCUUUGAUAUUGUAAGGUCUGAAAUAUCGACCACAGCAACUCUAACUGUUCAUGGAACGAUAAUCACUAAUGUUCUGACUGCUCCAAACACCAUCACCGUGAUGUGGAAUGCUCUACCCCUCACUGAGUACUGUGUGGACAUCAACAUGACAACACUCGACUCAACUCAAACAGUUGUUCUUGAUUCUGUGUGUGGACUUGUUAAUGAAUACAUCUUCACGUACUCCAACCCCAUCAGUGUGUGUGACAGAUUCUCCUUCACCGUGACUCCUACUGAAGGAGAGAUGAGGGGAAGAACCAGUGAACCAGUUACUAGAUUCUUUAUGAGGGCAGAAGGUAGCACUGAAGAACCACAUCGUAUUCGUGAAAGUGGGGACAAUAAGUCAGUAGGGUUUAAAGCCAUCAUACCCAGUUGUACAAGGUUCACUCGGUAUCGUGUGGACUCUGACUUAUUGACUCCCUCCAUCAACCGUUCAAUCACGGACCCUCUUCUGUUUGAUGGCUCACUCAGUUUCUCCCUCCCCACUGACAAGAUGACAGAAUACAGUGUCACACUGACUGAUGAGAAUGGAAUAGACCUCAUGUUUGAGAACAUUAAAAUCAGUACAUUUGAUGUUCAAGGAGUCCUAGUGUUUGAAUGUCCUGGUGGUGGUUGUAUUAGUGCGAGCAUUGAGUAUGUUGAAGGUACCCUCUCUCCCGGAGCUCUCGUCUGUGUGAUACGUAUCAUUGAUGGAGAGUUGGAUUUUACUAACACAAAAGUAAUGACAAUACCUCGUAGCAGGAGUAACAAUUUCACAAUAUUAGCUGUUCCCAUGCAGUGGAAACUACGGAGUGAUUACGUUUGAUCUUGAAUGCAAUUCUCUGCCGAGAAUGCCCAUCUCAAUUGCAGCUGACAGCAGGAAUAUAUCUAUUACUGUGUCCUCCGAAGAUGGAGGACAACCUCCCAGUAGUGAGGGCGUUUCUGCCACAAAGCUGCCAAACGGAGAUGCACAAGUGACUUGUGCUGACUCUGAUGUCGUUUGUCUUGUUUUGUUUCAGUCUACCAUCAGUCUCGACAGAGUUUUAGUUGCUCUCAUUGACUCAUUUGCGAGUUCAACGAGCUUCUCUGUCAGUGACACUUUUGCUAAUGGCCAUGUUAUAGUCUAUACUCUUGGAAUAGCUCACAGUUCAUCUUCGACGGGAAGGUAUCACUCACUAGACAACUCAAUCCACUAACAAGUGCACCUUCUACUUUGUCUCCUACCGAUCCCAUACCUGUUACUAGGUACCAAUUUCCAUUGGCUGGAGUAAUAGCUGGGAUAACUGUGGUGGUGAUUCUGCUAUUGCUUGUAGUCAUUGUUGUUGGAGCAGGCAUUGUAAU
Molecule: messenger RNA, 1769 nt
Organism: Halichondria panicea
Lineage: Eukaryota; Metazoa; Porifera; Demospongiae; Suberitida; Halichondriidae
Exons: 9
Coding region: 91-1254 (387 amino acids)
Source: RefSeq, a predicted model, not a curated record